GUGUUUGGUAGAUGCUUUUGCGACAGUGUCGGUCGACCGGUGCCGCUCCACUUACGGCGGCAGCCGCGUUUCCGGCAGCGUGGGCGGUUUCCUGGCGGGGACGGCGCGCACGUGCAGGAGGCAGUAGAGGAUGUCUUUUCGUGGCAGAGGAGGUGGAGGAGGAAGAGGAGGUGGUGGCUUCAACCGUGGAGGAGGUGGCGGUGACAGAGGUGGCUUUAAUCGCGGCGGACGAGGUGGCUUUGGACGGGGAGGUGGAAGAGGAGGCUUCAACAGAGGCGGAUAUGACCAGGGCCCUCCAGAAAGGGUAGUUUUGUUGGGAGAGUUCAUGCAUCCCUGUGAAGAUGACAUUGUUUGCAAAUGCAAAACAGAAGAAAACAAGGUGCCUUAUUUCAAUGCACCAGUGUACUUGGAUAAUAAAGAACAGAUUGGCAAAGUGGAUGAAAUCUUUGGACAGCUGAGAGAUUUUUAUUUUUCAGUGAAACUGUCUGAGAACAUGAAAGCCUCUUCAUUUAAAAAAAUGCAAAAGUUUUACAUUGAUCCAGCAAAGCUACUACCUCUUCAGAGAUUUUUGCCAAGGCCCCCUGGAGAAAAAGGUGCUCCCAGAGGAGGUGGUAGAGGAGGACGUGGUGGUGGACGUGGGGCAGGAAGAGGCGGUGGUAGAGGAGGAUUUGGAGGAGGAAGAGGUGGAGGAAGAGGAGGAGGAGGAGGAUUCAGAGGAGGCAGAGGUGGAGGAGGAGGAUUCAGAGGAGGAAGAGGUGGUGGAGGAGGCUUUCGGGGAAGAGGACAUUAAAAAUGGAGCCAUGAAUAUCUCCCCGCUGUCUUACCAUGUCAUCUACAGAAGGGAAGAACCAGCAAAAAUUUUUGUAAAGGACCCUGAAAAAGUUGUUUUUAUAAAGAACUUGAAGGUGUAAGAUGAUGAUUAUUUUUACAGCUAGUGACUGCUGAUCAACACAUGAGGAGUGUAGCGCCAGGCGAAGAGCUGAAGACCACUCAGAAUAUAUGGACACUUUUCUAACUAAGCCAGAAUUCAAUGUUAUUCUUAAACUGUUUGUUUCUGACAAGCAGCAGUCAAAGCUUGACUUCGUGAUGGAGUUUGGAGUAAACAGUCAAUUGAAAUAGGUUCUCGGAAGACCCUUCAGGUUCACUACAUGCACAUUCAUCAGUGUGAACCUGUUACCUGUGCGUGACUGAUUCCUAAUUCUCAUCCUCCUCUUAUAUAGAAUCUUCUGGGUUGCUCUGAAAUGGACAUGCUGUUUAAACAACCUUUGUGAACCUUUUUUUAUAAACUAAACUUAAAUAUUUUGUGUUGAUAGAUUUUUUUUUUUAAAUACAUAAUAAUGUAUAAAAGAAAAGGAAGAUAGCAAAGUAUAUUUUGUGAUUUUUUUUGUACAAAUCUCAAUGAAAGCCAAAAGUGUUAAGAUAUGUGCUUCUUAGCAGCUGCUGUCUAAUGAAUAAGACAAGCUAGUACUAUACUUGAGUCACCUAAUUGUAUAUUAAAAAGCUAAGGGUUUUUAACCGUAGCUGCAUACUCCCUUAGCUUUUUUCUUUUGAGGUUUUGAUAUCCUGGCACUGCACCUCUGUGGUGCUCUGAGCUUGUGUAGGGCUAAGAUUAAAUAGCCCAUCAUUGGGCUCCUCUACACACAGUGCUUUUGGUUAUGUAUUGCUUAAAAAAGGCAUGAAAAAAUCAGCAUGAGUCUUUGGACUCUUUAAAUGGAUGCAUUAGGAUUUUUUGAAAGCUAGUGACUGUCUCUCCUUAUGGACAGAGGAGACCAGGGUACCUCUCUACUCUUGAACUUUGGAAAUAAAGUAAGGGGUAAAAAGUAGAAUCUCUCUGGACUUCAUCUGAAGCCAGGAGUAUCUUCAUAGAUUCUCCUACCAAGCACUUCUGAAAAGGGAUCUAUAGAAUAAUGUAUGUGCAAGUAUUUCGAACAUCUUGUUCCGUGUGAAAAGAAAUACAUUUCAGAACUGAUUGUACUGUUACACUUUUUAAUUGAUGAAUGCAGUACCAGGCAGAUGAAUUAUAUUAGCCUUCUGCUUAACAAAAAGAAACAGGUAGUUUUUCAGCACUAGAAUUGGACAGUUACUGGUCAUUUUAACAAAUGCGACUGUUAGUUUUAAUAGUCCCUGGAAUGAAACUUGAAACAAGGUGGAAAAAAAAUAUUAAAGAAUUCACUUAAGUGUGAACAGAUGCAGCAUAGGAUAAUAGGUAAUAAUAUUCUUCAGCUUAGAAAACCCCACAAACAUUGAAUUUCUGCUAUAUCUGGUUUUGUGAGAAGAAACUGAGUCUACCGUUUAGCCACAGAACUAUCUGGAACUGAAGGAUUCCCAUUAUUUUUGUGGUAUUGCUACAGUCUUAGCUUUAACCAGGUCAGUUAAAUCCAGAAUUCUCAGAAUGUUCAGGCUUUUGUUGCUGUGCAUUGCUAGACCUAAGUGACCUAGGGCAUUGACUGCCCUUCAACUAGACAGACUCCUAUGUGAGGAGUUACCAGUUGCAUUUCAGGCACACCACAUUGCAGUUGAACAAUAGGGACCAAGUGCAGCUGCGGUUGUCAGUGCUUCUGUCCUUUGUAGCUGCAUCUGCUGUGCUGUGUUCACUGAUGUUUCAGUAGCUAGUUGUGGGCAGCUGACUCAGAUUGUCUUUCCUUAUUCAUCUGACUUUGGAAGACUAACACAACACAGUCCUCACUCUUACACCCAAAUUCAUGCUCUGCUUUGCUAUUCGCACUGCAUGCUUUAGAGACAUGUUUUUUCCUGGAGUAUCAAAACAUUCCUGCCAUCCCUUUUGAAUUGCAUGUUGUGACAGCUGAUGGUUUGGUUGCAGUCAGUGCCACCUUCCUGCGGCUCAGGACAAGAUGUGUAUGCUUUGGAUCUCUCAGCAGAUGGAGCAGUGAGUCAGCUUGAAGCACGGUGAGGCCAAAGCAAAGGCUUUGACAUCUGUGUGCAGAGGGACUAAAGUGCAAUAUCCAUUGCAGCUCUGUAGAGAAGGUUGGCCUCUUGAUUAUAGGGGACAGACUGCAGUCUUAACUGAGAAGUGCAUGAGAAUCGUUAUGGUAUAUGGCCUAUGCAUACAAACAAUGUUGGAUGGAUUUUAUACAAAUAUACAGAGAAAAUUUAUAAUCUUAGAUCUUUUUGGAGGUUGUAGGAUGUUAGGAUAUAAGAAUGUCCUCAGUGAUUGGGUGUGAAUAUGAGGAAACUAACUAUUGUGUUUGUCAUAUAAUGCCUUUUUUUUUUCUUCUCCACUGUGGGGAAGGAUGGUGUUUGCCAGGCACAUCCAGUCCCUCUCCUGCCUUGUCUUCUCGGUGCCAUGACAUGACCCUGCCCUCCUAAUGUAAGGUGCUAACUGUAAUGGAUGAAAAUUCAGUCUCUUAAUAGACAGGUCUUGUCUGCAGUGUAAUGCUGUAAUGAACUAAAAUACAGAUUCUCUAAUUUUAUAUGA
This is a messenger RNA of Pseudopipra pipra, 3436 nucleotides long. RefSeq names its product GAR1 ribonucleoprotein (gene GAR1). NCBI's taxonomy places the organism in Eukaryota, Metazoa, Chordata, Aves, Passeriformes, Pipridae. The transcript is spliced from 7 exons. Gene Ontology annotation, cellular component: box H/ACA snoRNP complex. Gene Ontology annotation, biological process: snoRNA guided rRNA pseudouridine synthesis; ribosome biogenesis. The record is from RefSeq and is a predicted model, not a curated record. Gene Ontology annotation, molecular function: box H/ACA snoRNA binding. The coding region runs from base 131 to 790 and encodes 219 amino acids.